GAGGCUAAACGUAACGGUACGAGACCGCUGUUGUGUCUGUCCGUUUUCCAUCUCCAGUGCAAUGCCCGAGCACCAGUUUCGAGCUGUUGAUUACGUCGUCUUUUUGCUGACAGUCGUUGCUUCUAUUGCCAUCGGCCUCUUCUUUUCGCGAUCUCGACAACGACAGGAGACGACGGCUGAUGAGUAUUUGAUGGCCGGACGAAGCAUGCGAGCCAUACCCGUUGCACUUUCUCUCAUCGCCUCCUUCAUGUCGGCAGUGUCGAUUCUUGGCCUUCCGUCCGAAGUCUUCUAUUACGGCGUGCAAUAUUGGAUGAUUGUUGUGGCCGUCUGUAUUGUCGUGCCUGUCGUGCAAAUCGUUUAUCUGCCAGUAUUUUAUCCUCUCAGACUGACAAGCGUGUACGAGUACUUGCAGAGAAGAUUUUCGUUGGCAGUCAGAUUGAUCGCUUCCUUCAUGUUUAUUGCACAGACUGUUCUCUAUUCAGCUGUUGUCAUCUAUGCCCCAGCCAUUGCUUUAAAUGCAGUGAGCAAUUUUCCUACAUGGGCAAGCAUCCUCACAGGUGGCGCUGUUGCUACCAUCUACACAACACUGGGUGGUAUGAAAGCUGUCAUCUGGACGGAUGUGUUUCAGUCUGUUGUAAUGCUGGGAGGACUUUUGACUAUGAUCAUUAUGGGAAUCGUUCAUGUAGGAGGAGUGAGUGUUGUUUUUGAGAGAGCUUGUGAUGGAGGAAGACUUAAUUUUUUGAAUUUUAAUCCUGAUCCUACCCAACGUAUGUCAUUUUGGACACUUGCAGUUGGUGGAAUAUUUACUAUGCUCCAAAGGUGGGGUGUUGGACAGACAUCUGUACAACGCAUGCUCACGUCACGUAGUGCCCAUUCAGCUAAAAGGUCUUUUUGGCUGAUGAUGCCUUUGACAAUUCUGUCAAUAACAAUUUGCAGUGUUGUUGGUCUUGUCAUCUAUGCAGUUUAUUCUAAUUGUGAUCCAUUGGAAGCUUGCAUUAUUCAGAAGAAGGACCAAAUUCUACCAUUCUAUGUUGUUGACAUUUUGGGUGAUGCUUAUGGUGUUCCUGGUUUAUUCCUGUCUGCACUGGUUUGUGGCACACUGAGCACUAUUUCAUCUAAUCUUAAUUCGAUUUCUGCUGUCACCUUGGAGGAUUUUAUUCGCCCAAGAAGACCACAUAUGACAGAAAGAAGAGCAACCAUUGUCUCCAGGAGUCUUGCCUUUGGGUAUGGUGUAGUUGUUGUGUUGCUGUCAUUUGGUUUUGCUCAUGCACAUACGUCACAGCUAAUCAUGGCCAGUCAGAGUGUCUUUGGUGCAACAGGUGGACCACUGCUUGGAGUCUUCACACUAGGAAUGCUUUCUAGAAAGGCUAAUCAUAGGGGAGCUCUUUUUGGGCUUGGUGUUGGAUUGUUCUUGACAAGCUGGAUCGCAAUUGGAGCUGAGAUUUUUCCUAAUAAGCAAUGGAAACAACUUCCAGUUUCGACUUCAGAAUGUAAUACCAGUUCAUUCAUCACAAUUGCUAGCAAUAUGACGUCAUGCCAUAACACAUCGGAACAUGUUCUUCAGUAUGACAAAGCUCGUGACCUUUAUAAGGUUUCUUUUAUGUGGUACGGUUUUAUUGGAUUUCUCUCUACAUUUGUGAGCGGCUAUGUGGUGAGUUGGGCACUACCUGCAAAAGCAAAGCCGGUGGACAGAGCUCUUCUUGCAACAUUUAUGCGUCGUCAACAUCGGUCAUUGACAGAUGACAAUUCGGGUGAUGGUUCUAGAUCCAGAGGUCAGAAUGUUAAGAUGGAUGAUCAUACUGAGGAAUUGUCAGAUGACCACGAGGGUAAUCUUGUUGAUAGAAUUCAGCCAUCUGACAGCACGGUGUUGCUACAGGAGUCAGAAUCAGACUUAUGAAUUAUGAUUUACAGAAAAUGUAUGAAACUUGCUUAGCAGUUUGUUCGUCUUCAACAUAGAUUGAUGAAAUUUUUUCGAGUGUUUAGUUAUGUGCUUUGGACAGAGAAAUAAGAGAUACUGUUGAUUAAGAACUGCCUUAUGUUUUCUUAUUACAUUAUUGGAACUUUGUAAAAUUGCACUUGAGCUAGAUUGUAUUAUAGUUGUGUCUUUAAUAAAUAUUUACCAAUUGCUGAACCUACUUUGUCCUUUCCAUGUACAAGUUUGUUUGGAGAAAUGUUUACAGCUUGUGGCUGGUGUGCCAGCUUAGCAAUGUCUUUUGAGGAAAAGACUUGCAGAGUCGAGCAAGCAACGACGACAUAGAGUCACUGUGGAUAAGAUGGUUUGUUGAUUCAAUUAGUCAAAUUAUAUGUCGUAACAUUGGUAUUCAUGCAUCAAUAUUUUCUAAAAUAGCACAGCCUUGUAGCUGAUUGUCUACUACAUGUUUGAAGCCAUGGAUAAACAGUACGUGUCUCCUUUCUUUCUGCUCUCAUGUUACUUAUACGUACACAAACAAAUUGA
Messenger RNA from Corticium candelabrum, 2455 nucleotides. Its product is annotated as sodium-coupled monocarboxylate transporter 1-like. Gene Ontology annotation, biological process: sodium ion transport; transmembrane transport. Gene Ontology annotation, molecular function: symporter activity. NCBI's taxonomy places the organism in Eukaryota, Metazoa, Porifera, Homoscleromorpha, Homosclerophorida, Plakinidae. Gene Ontology annotation, cellular component: membrane. The record is from RefSeq and is a predicted model, not a curated record.